AACGUGUGUACCAUUUACAUCGAAUCGAACUGUUCCAUCUCGAAGCCAUCGCUUCGUUUUGUUCAGGGGUUGUUAGUCGGGUCGGGUCUUCAUUGGAAAUACGGGUUUUAUUUUACCCGUUUCUACGUGAAACUCCUCUUUAAAAUUCCACGGUUCUGAUCAGAUCAGAUAUAUCCAACGGCUACAAUAGCACCGCAUAUAAGCCCACCCCUCAUUAGAGACGAGCUCAUCAUCUCUCUGAGCUUCAUCUCUAAUCUAAAACCCUAAACCCUCACUGGUGGGAGGCAUCUUCUGUUAAGCAAGUCCAUUGAAACGUUCGGAAUUUCUCUGAAACCUUCAUGUAUGUUCAGUUUGGUGCCCACCUGCAAAGGUAGGCAUGUUUCCAAAUUUUUGCCCUCGCUUCGACUUUCUUGUCAAUUGUUCUCGGCAGCUACAAAUACUUUGCAAUUUUCAUCAGAUGGCUUUGCAAAUGAGAACAAAAAUGAUGAUAUCGACCUUCUAUUCCAAUCCUGCACUAACGUUCACCAUGCUAAGCAACUCCAUGCUUUUCUUGUGGUAUCAGGAAAAGUUCAAAAUAUCUUUCUUUCCGCCAGGCUUGUCAAUCGUUAUGCCUACCUUGGUGAUGUGUCAUUGUCUCGCAUCACCUUUGAUUUGAUACCGAGGAAAGAUGUCUAUACCUGGAAUUCCAUGGUAUCUGCUUAUGUUCGCAGUGGGCAUUUCCGUGAAGCUAUAGAUUGUUUCUCUCAGUUUUUGUUGACCUCCGGUCUUCGACCUGAUUUCUACACAUUUCCUCCUGUCUUGAAAGCUUGUCAGAAUCUAGUUGACGGGAAGAGGAUACACUGUCAGAUUCUAAAGCUCGGGUUUGAAUGGGAUGUCUUUGUGGCUGCUUCCUUGGUCCAUUUGUAUUCCCGGUUUGGUUUUGUUGGCAUUGCUUGUAGAUUGUUUGAUGAGAUGCCAAUUCGAGAUGUGGGUUCUUGGAAUGCAAUGAUUUCUGGGUUUUGUCAAAAUGGGAAUGCAGCAGAUGCAUUGGAUGUCUUAAUUGAAAUGAGAUCAGACGGGGUAAAGAUGGAUCGUGUAACUGCCACAAGUCUACUAACUGCUUGUGCACAAUCAGGUGAUAUCUUAAGUGGGAUGUUGAUUCAUUUGUAUGUCAUAAAGCAUGGACUAGACUUUGAUCUGUUAAUUUGCAAUGCUUUAAUUAACAUGUAUUCCAAAUUUGGUAGCUUGGGGCAUGCACGGAGGAUUUUUGAUCAAAUGGACAUAAGAGAUUUGGUUUCAUGGAACUCAAUAAUUGCCGCAUAUGAGCAGAAUGAUGAUCCAAUGACUGCACUUGGAUUAUUUUAUUCGAUGCAACUACUUGGAAUUCAACCCGAUUUUUUAACACUAGUUAGUUUGGCCUCAAUUUUAGCUCAGUUAAGUGAUGCUGCAAAGAGUAGGUCUGUUCAUGGAUUCAUCUUGAGGAGAGAUUUUUUUGUGCAAGAUGUUGUCAUUGGAAAUGCAGUUGUGGAUAUGUAUGCAAAGUUGGGUGCUAUAUAUUCUGCACGUACCGUUUUUGAAGGACUUCCUAUCAAGGAUGUGAUAUCAUGGAAUACUUUGAUCACAGGUUAUGCUCAAAAUGGUCUUGCAAGUGAAGCAAUUGAAGUGUACCGAAUGAUGCAAGAGUACAAAGAAAUAAUUCCAAACCAUGGAACUUGGGUUAGCAUUCUACCAGCAUAUACCUCUGUAGGAGCCUUGCAACAAGGGAUGAAAAUUCAUGGACGGGUGAUUAAGAAUUGCCUUGACUUGGAUGUAUUUGUGGGAACCUGCUUGAUUGACAUGUAUGCAAAAUGCGGGAGACUAGAUGAUGCAUUGUUGUUAUUCUCCCAAGUUCCCAGGAAGAGUGCAAUCCCUUGGAAUGCCGUAAUUUCUAGUCAUGGAGUUCAUGGGCACGGUGAGAAAGCUCUGAAGCUAUUCAAAGAUAUGCUAGAUGAGGGGGUUAAGCCAGAUCAUGUAACCUUUGUAUCGUUACUGUCAGCUUGUAGCCAUUCAGGUUUGGUCGAUGAAGGUCAAUCGUACUUUCAUAUGAUGCAGGAGCAAUACAGAAUCAAGCCUAAUUUAAAGCACUAUGGCUGCAUGGUAGAUUUGCUUGGUAGAGCUGGGCAUUUAAACAAGGCAUAUAGUUUUAUAGAUAACAUGCCUGUACGGCCUGAUGCUUCUGUGUGGGGUGCUCUACUUGGUGCUUGUAGAAUACAUGGAAAUGUUGACUUGGGCAGGAUUGCCUCAGAACGCUUGUUUGAAGUUGAUUCAGAGAACGUGGGCUACUAUGUUUUGUUGUCAAAUAUUUACGCAAAUUCCGGGAAGUGGGAAGGUGUGGAGAAAGUGAGAUCCCUGGCCAGAAACCGGGGACUGUCAAAAACUCCUGGGUGGAGCUCAAUAGAAGUUAACAACAACGUCGAUGUCUUUUAUACUGCAAACCAAUCUCAUCCGAAAUGCCAGGAGAUAUACCAGAAGUUGAGCGAUCUGACUGCAAAAAUGAAGAGCCUUGGUUACGUUCCCGACUUCAGCUUUGUGUUGCAGGAUGUUGAGGAUGAUGAGAAGGAGCACAUCCUCAAUAGCCACAGCGAGAGACUGGCAAUUGCAUUCGGACUCAUCAGCACUCCUCCGAAAACUCCCAUCCGGAUCUUCAAGAACUUGCGGGUAUGCGGGGAUUGCCACAAUGCAACCAAGUUCAUAUCAGUAAUUACAGAGAGGGAGAUCAUUGUAAGGGAUUCUAACCGUUUUCAUCAUUUCAAGGAUGGAGCUUGCUCUUGUGGGGAUUAUUGGUGACAACCAAAUAUCAAUCAUGUAAGAUUGGAAGGUACAUUUUUUAAUUCUUCUAGGGUCUGUUUGGAUGGGGGACUUGAACAAGGGAUUUGGGCUUCCAUGUGCCCAAUUACCCUAUUUGUGAAGCCCAAAGAAGAGAACUUCAUGAGAUGAACGACCACAAAUGGGACAAACCACAACCAACGCUGACGAGCCACGACCAACACCGAUGAAUCACGAACGAUGGUACAAAUUCUUAUCCCUUUCCUUUUCUCUCUGUGAUUAUUGGAUUCAAUGUUUGAUUCCAACUUCUUUUCUCUGAUUUUGGUUCAAUUUGUGAUGGAUUUGGGGUUCAAUUUUGACUGGGUUAGAGUUUCUCAGAUGAAGGUUUAGGGUAUCCACUUUGCCUCUUGUGUGUGUUCAGAUUUGGAGAGUUGGGUAGUGUUGACUGCAAGUGGAGAAGUGCAAGGUUCAGAUACAAAAUAUUCACAAAAAAUAACAAAAUUGAUAUAUAAUUGAGUUGGGGUAGUAUUAAUUCUUGUUCUUCAUCUCUUUAUCCAUGAUUUCUACUUCAGGAUAUAACAGCAAUAACUGUCUUUUGCUAAAUGAGUGGACGGUUUCUAUCUAAACAAAUGGAGUGGAGCAUAAGAUGUGAAAUUCCCAAUAUGAGAGGAAAAAAAAGGAGGAGAAACAUCCCAAAAAGAAAAAACGAAAUCAGAUUCUAUAUUGAAAUUGGACAUAUUAAUUUAUGAGCAAAUAGACAUUUGGUAAAACAGGAAGUGUGAUAUGUAGCCUCUUAAGUUAUAGAAAGUGUCCUGUUAAUUUCUAUGUUUAUGCUGCUUUGCUAAUCUGGUUAUAUGUGGUUCUAUUUGUUUGGUUAGGUUGAGUUGAUGGGUGCAUGACCUGUUCUGAAAAGUGCCAUAACAAAUUUCAAAGGCAGACCCUCUUUAAAUAUACAAAUUUGCAGAUAAAUAUAUUCUUUAGAUAUUAAAAAAUGCUGAUUUGAAUACAAUGGUAAAGCAAUAGGCUCUUUGAAUACAAUUGUGAAGCAAUAGGCUCUUUGAAUACAAUGUUGCCCACGAGAGCAACUCUCACUGUUAACUACAAGAGUUGCUCUCAUGGCCUUCUUCCUUCACCUUGCCUUUUAGCUUUGCAUUUUAUGAAACCUCUGACCAGUGAGAGUUGUACUUUCUUCUUCUUUUUCUUUCUCCCUUUAAAGUAAAGAUUGGUUAAGGUGAGCGAUGGUUCUGAAUGAUGUAAGAUUAGGAGAUCUGUGUGGUUGGCGUGCUUGAUGGUUCUGAAUGAUUGAGAUAAUUGUUUUGGAUUUUUUUUGUUUUUAUAUUGACAGUUUGUGAUUCAAUUGAGCGUGUGGUUCUGGAAAACCACCAGGAGGGCUAUGUAACUCAUAAGUAGUUGGACUUUGGUUUAGUUGAUGCAACUUAUAAUCCAAAUCAUAAUUUGCUUCGAAGGGAAAACAUAUUUAAAUUACCUUCUUGUGUUCUUUUGUGAGCCGAGAGUUUUUUGAUUAUCAUGCAACUGUUUAUUCUUCCCAGGAGGAGUUUUCCUCUAUUGCUUUCGUUCUGUUUUGCUCUCAAGCAAUGUAUUUCCUUUUAUUCAAAGGGGGAUUUUUGGUUCUGGUCUUUUAAGUUCAAUUUCAACUAUUGGAUACAUUUAUGUGCUGCUUACUUGCUUGAAAUGGUGACGCAGUUUCUGUUGUUUGAGACCUAUCUAACAAAACCUGAAAAAAGAAUGAAUUGGCUGGGUUUUUGUAAAAUUUUAGAGCUUAUGAUUUCAAUUGAAUUUUUGAACAUGAUUCAUAUUAGUUAAUUUUUGUACAUGAUUUGCUUUCUCAGUCUAGGUGCAAGAUUGCAGCUGAGUGCUAGCUUGUAUGGACAUUUUCUGAUCAAAAUGAUUAAGAAGUCAGGAUCCUGAUUAUUUUUAUUUUUAUUUUUAUAACUAUUGUUUCAUUGGUGAAGAUUAAUGUAUUAUUGUUUCACCUGUUCUGUACCUCAUUGAUGACAUAAAGCUAAAUUGUUAUUACUUUA
Messenger RNA from Prunus persica (peach), 4826 nucleotides. Its product is annotated as pentatricopeptide repeat-containing protein At4g33990. NCBI's taxonomy places the organism in Eukaryota, Viridiplantae, Streptophyta, Magnoliopsida, Rosales, Rosaceae. Gene Ontology annotation, molecular function: RNA binding; protein binding; zinc ion binding. The record is from RefSeq and is a predicted model, not a curated record. The coding region runs from base 343 to 2805 and encodes 820 amino acids. The transcript has 2 exons. Gene Ontology annotation, biological process: RNA modification.